UGCAGGUUAGUUCAAUAGGCGAAAUUUGACCAACCGUACGGCAUAUUUUUGCAGACAGGUCUUCUCCAUUUAAUUUGUGUUUUUUACUUGUAUAAAAUCUUUUCAAUUGCAUUUAAUACUAAGUCGAGUGAGUGAGAAUGGCACAAAGCAAACUGAAUGAUUUGGCUGGUAAAUUCGGCAAAGGUGGUCCACCAGGAUUAACUACGGGCAUAAAACUACUGGCAGCUGUUGGUGCUGCUGCUUAUGGUAUCAAUCAAUCUCUUUACACAGUGGAUGGUGGUCACCGCGCCAUCAUUUACAGCCGUAUCGGUGGUAUACAAAAUGAUAUCUAUUCAGAAGGUCUACAUUUCCGCAUUCCCUGGUUCCAAUACCCAAUAAUUUACGAUAUUCGUUCGCGUCCUCGUAAGAUUUCAUCACCGACAGGUUCUAAGGACUUGCAGAUGAUCAACAUUUCUCUGCGUGUACUCUCUCGACCCGAUUCUGUGCGUCUUCCCGUAUUGCAUCGUCAACUUGGUCUCGACUACGACGAAAAGGUUUUGCCUUCAAUUUGCAAUGAAGUGCUGAAAAGUGUUGUGGCGAAAUUCAACGCUUCACAACUGAUCACACAGCGUCAGCAGGUUUCACUGCUUAUCCGAAGGGAAUUGGUGGAGCGCGCACGUGACUUCAAUAUCAUUCUGGAUGAUGUUUCUCUUACUGAAUUGAGUUUUGGUAAGGAAUAUACAGCCGCCGUCGAAGCCAAACAGGUGGCACAGCAGGAAGCACAACGUGCUGUCUUCUUUGUUGAGCGUGCCAAGCAAGAGAAACAGCAAAAAAUUGUACAAGCUGAGGGUGAAGCUGAAGCAGCUAAAAUGUUGGGUAUAGCUGUGAAAGAGAAUCCUGCCUACUUAAAAUUGCGUAAAAUACGCGCUGCACAGAGCAUAGCAAGAACUAUCGCUAACUCACAAAACAAGGUCUACCUCUCAGCCGAUAGCUUGAUGUUGAACAUUCAAGACGCUAGCUUCGAUGAUAUGACUGAGAAAGUUUACAAAAUCCAAUCGGGUUGGUUUGAUGGAUCUAAUAAGCAAAAGAGCGGCACUGUUGGCGCCGUUGCGCAACGUACAGCAGAUCGCUUGCUUUGAAACGAAAGUGGAAAGUUGCGCACAGUUUUACUAUAAAACACAUUUACAACUAAAUUGUUACAACAACUACAAGUACCUAAAUAGAAAGAGAAGAAGAGGAAUAGUUUGAAUGUUCUUUAAAGAG
Anastrepha ludens (Mexican fruit fly) is the source of this 1242-nucleotide messenger RNA. RefSeq names its product prohibitin-2 (gene Phb2). Gene Ontology annotation, cellular component: mitochondrion; membrane. The record is from RefSeq and is a predicted model, not a curated record. Gene Ontology annotation, biological process: mitochondrion organization. Bases 138 to 1118 code for a protein of 326 amino acids. Lineage: Eukaryota; Metazoa; Arthropoda; Insecta; Diptera; Tephritidae. The transcript has 6 exons.